AACACACUCACUCUCUCUUCCUUUGGUGCGCCAUUUAAGAGAAAGAGACAAGAAGGAGCUAGUAAUUAGUUUGGAAUUGGCUUGCUAUUCCACCCUUUCCUAUAUAUAAAUCACACCUCCCCAACUUCAAUUGUAGUGUAUCAAGAGGAGUUCAACAAAAUUUUGAAUUCUGUUUCAAUGUCUGCUGAUAGUGAUAUCUAUACUAUUGAUAUUUCUUUCCACACACAUUCAAGUUCAAACAUAGUCUCUUAUGAUCCUAAUUACCCUUUCAAUUAUAUUGAAACAGUUCAAGAGGAUUUGAACAAUUCUCUUGACUCAUUUUCCUCUUCCUUCUUUUCUUUUUCUUCUCCAACCAGUGAUCAGCUUGGAAAUUUCUCUGCUUUGGAUGGGUCUAGUUUGAAAACCAAGGAAUGCCAAAUGGGUGUAGAUUACACCUACUAUCAAAAGUUAAUGCAGAGGAGCUACAACUGUAACAAUUUUCAUGAGAAACUUGAUUUUCCUUCUGAAGCUUACCAUAACACACACAUGGAUUCCCCAAUUUUUCAAUGUCAUGAAUUGAGCUCCCCGGAAAACAGUUUCUUCAAUGGACAAAUAAGAAGGGCGUGCAGUGCAGGAGAUUUGCAGAACAUGGCAACACCUGGGUCUCAAACGGAUGAAGUAAAUUUCAAAGUAGGGCGUUACAGUUUGGAAGAACGAAAAGAAAAAAUCUCUAGAUAUAGAGCCAAGAGAAGCCGGAGGAAGUUCAACAAGAUUAUUAAGUAUGCAUGCCGAAAGACACUAGCAGACAAUCGAACACGCAUACGUGGCAGAUUCGCACGUAACGACAAAACCAACGAGAUUCCAAAACCUGUAUGUUCAGAAACAGAACAAUAUCAUGAAGACGUGUUCUGGGUUGAUUUCAUUGAAGGGUUAAAUGACGAGCUCCUCUAUUAAGAUCACAACAACAAUAUGAGUAGUUUCAUCAAAUGAAAAGUGUUAUUUGGACAUUUAUAUACAUUUUGAAAGAGAAAAAAUAAAUAGAGAAAAUGAUGUUCGUGAUCAAUGAAGAUUAUGAAAUUAUAAGUGUAACAAUAUCAUUGUGUUGACUAAGAAUUUACUUUUGUGAGCCAAAACAAAAAACAAAAAGGCUUCUCAAUUUUAAUCUUUUUCAAUUCACUGAAUAAAGUCAUCAUGUAUUAAUUUAGAUAGUGAGAUGCCACAGAGGUCAAACAUAAGUUGGGUGGUUGGAAUAAUCAACCUUUUGCUUACUUGUAUUUGAUUUCGAUUUCUCUUUUGUAUAUAUCACUAGUUUUGAUCUAUUCAAUGUAUAUAACCAUGUAUAAUGCUCCAAUAUCAUGUAAACUUUUUCUGCUUAAA
Medicago truncatula (barrel medic) is the source of this 1356-nucleotide messenger RNA. RefSeq lists its product as uncharacterized. The transcript is spliced from 4 exons. Lineage: Eukaryota; Viridiplantae; Streptophyta; Magnoliopsida; Fabales; Fabaceae. Gene Ontology annotation, biological process: regulation of flower development. Gene Ontology annotation, molecular function: DNA-binding transcription factor activity; protein binding. The record is from RefSeq and is a predicted model, not a curated record. Bases 178 to 933 code for a protein of 251 amino acids. Gene Ontology annotation, cellular component: nucleus.